This is a messenger RNA of Fraxinus pennsylvanica, 804 nucleotides long. The record is from the annotation of a GenBank genome assembly. Lineage: Eukaryota; Viridiplantae; Streptophyta; Magnoliopsida; Lamiales; Oleaceae.
AUGAUAAUUAGGGCUUGUGAGCUAUGCAAUACAGAAGCUGCCAUUUAUUGCGCUUCUGAUUCAGCAUUUCUUUGCCGGAGCUGCGAUGCCAAUGUUCAUGAGGCCAACUUUCUUGUAGCUCGCCACCUUCGUCAGAUCAUUUGCUCCCAAUGCAAAGGCCUCACCGGAAAUUUCAACUCCGGCGUCGGUUUAAAGGCGUUAUCGGCGAUUUGCUCUUCCUGCUGGUCUCCGUCCGCCGGAAUCGACUCGGAUUCCGAUAAUCUGUCGUCUUCAAGUUCUUCGAUUUGUGUUUCAAGCACCACUACUCUGAAGAAAGCAUAUUCCGAUCGCCGGAAAACCUGUGGGUUUGACUCUACGACGCCGGUCAAUGACGGUUCAUGUGAGUUCACGUCGGGAAAGUCUACGAAGAAUCAAAGAGAAAUGAAUUCCAUUAGAUCAAAAUCUCCGUCGAAGGUGGAUUGGAAAACGGAGGGCGUUUUUGUCAAUUGGUCUGGAAAACUUGGACUUCGUACCAACGACGCCGUACGGGUGGCCUGUGAUGCAUUGACGGCGUGCUUGGAUAAAUUGCCCUUCCGGGUGUGCCUAGCGGCUUCGAUGUGGCUCGGUUUGAGAUUUUGUGGCGACAGAUUGGCUUUGACUAUGCAAGCUUUGCAGCAGCUUGAGGAGAUGUCCGGCGUGCCGGCUAAGCUCAUAUUGGUCGGCGAGUCGAAGCUCCAACGGUUUCUGAAGGCUAGAAGACAUCAUCGGCGCGACCAUCAGCUGAAGGAAGGCUGGGCUGAGUGUUCGGCUGGCACUUUUGAUUAG